Onychostoma macrolepis is the source of this 2264-nucleotide messenger RNA. It is a transcript of the gene atraid, whose product is annotated as all-trans retinoic acid-induced differentiation factor. The record is from RefSeq and is a predicted model, not a curated record. Gene Ontology annotation, biological process: positive regulation of osteoblast differentiation. NCBI's taxonomy places the organism in Eukaryota, Metazoa, Chordata, Actinopteri, Cypriniformes, Cyprinidae. The coding region runs from base 419 to 1150 and encodes 243 amino acids. Gene Ontology annotation, cellular component: intracellular membrane-bounded organelle. The transcript has 7 exons.
UUAGUGUCACCUCUGAGCUGGGGCAGUCCAAAAUCCACAUUUAAGGGGGGAUAAAUAAAUUUUUAUAGCCAAACUACUUGUUGUUUUGCGAGUUUAAUUUUAUGUUUGAUAAUUCAUUUUAUGUUUUAUAUUUUAAUUAAACAUUAAUUAAGUGAAUUAAUUCAACAACAGGGAAUAUAUGCUUAUAAUGUUAAAAAAGUCAUCCUAAUUCGUGGAAUGUGCCUUAUUUUAAAUUUCCAGACUGAAUUUAAAUGGCGAUGGUAUGGCGACAAUCAUCUAUAUCAGUUCAAUAACAUGAAUCGUGUAAAAGCAAUCUGUGUCUGGUCAGUGUUUCGUCUCUCUCGAAAUUUCAGUGAGAAAUGCAAAAUAUUUGCGCCGCCUUGUUGUCUCGAAUGGAGUCGCGGCACUUCAACGUCACAUGAUCAUCGAGUCACAUGACUUUGUUUUGGCGAAAAUGACAGCUAGCGUUACAGCAUCUACUAUUUAUUUAUGUACUGUUUUUAUUGUUUUAUUCAAUGUAUAUGUCGACAGCCAGGAUACUGACGCACAGUUAUGUCAAAUGUGUGAAGGGACUGUACGACAAGACAGUCCUGUCUGGGAUUUCUGCCUAACAAAAGGCCAUAUUAGGGGACGCUGCUGUUUUGAAAAUAAUAAUACCAGCAAUGUAGACACUAUUAUAGGGUUGGACUUGGCAAACUGCUCUAUUAGUCAUGUAGAGCACCUGUAUAAUUCAUCCACAGCAUUCAUAAUAGACCUCUCCAACAACCCGAUCUCCAAUCUGAGCAAUUUCAUAUUUCAGGGUUUCAGCCAUCUUUCCCAACUUUUUCUACCCUCAAAACUGGAGUGUCCAGGGGGCAAUGCAUCCUGGGAGAAGGUUGAAAUGAAAAACAAUGCCAAAAUCUGCGAAGGACAGAAAGAUAUUUGCAAUCAGACUGUGCAGAUACCCUGGGAUUGCCCUGAAAACUCAUUCUGCAGUCCAUAUGGACCAGGGUUCUUUGAGUGUAGCUGUCUGCAUAAUUUCCAUGGAUACAAGUGCAUGAGACAGGGCGAGUUUCCUAUAUUUAAGGUGCUUGGGAUACUAACCGGAUCUACAGUUGUGGUUUCAACUUUACUCUGGUUCACACAAAGGCGAAAGGUCAAGAACACUUGAGUUUAAAAGAAAACUGACUGUUGGGCUGACAGUGGAGCCACAAAAUGCACCAAGCUUACUGAAAAUGGUGCAGGAGACACCAAAGAGUUUCAUACACUGGACAGUAUAACCAUCUGCAGAACAUUUGAGUUGCUUGUUUCUUAAACUUGCCAAAAGCAGGUUUGCAUGACUCUUAUUUUUAUUUUUUUUAAAUGAACAAGUUUGUAAUCAAGUUUGUUGAAUGUUUCACUUUCUUUUAACCCUCAAGGUCCUUAAAUCUUUUUAUUUAUACAUUUUUUGAAAGCUUUCAUGAAUACUGACUCAUUUUCACAGCUACGACAAGGCUGGUCUGUAAAGUAAAAACUGACCGUAGACUGACCUCGCCGAUUGUGUUUGGAGGGCAGCCACAUUUCUGACAAAUGUUUAGACUCCAAACAUGUCAAAGUGAAGCACUGAUGUAUUUUAACAAUGAUUAUUAAGGACAAAUAUUUUGUGUUGCUUUAAGACAAAAAUUAUCUUCGUUUUUAAAGAUGUUUACUUAAGUGUUUACUUAAAAAUUAGCGUUUUUUUACGUAGAAAAAGAAUUAAUUUUACUAAAGAUGGGGAAAUGGAUGUUGUAGGUCUUGUUAUUUGUGAAAAUUGUAGAUCGUUACUGCCACAUCCUGCUGUUUAUAGAUGUAACAUGUUAUAUCCUAACUGAUGAUCCUUCAACCUCUGUAACAGCAUACUUUUCUCUUUUUGGCAGUUUAAGAGUGUAAAAGGGAAUCUGUUUUAUCUGAGAUAUAUAGACGGACACACUAUUAGUAGAAUACUGACAUACGUAAAUUACAUUAUGCAGGUUUUUGUCAAUAAUGUAGUAUUGUGGUAGGGAAUUAAGCAUGUACCUUGGCAGCCUGGUACCUAAAAUAAAGAUUUGUCACAAUAUCACAUAGAAUCAGCCAACAGCAGUUUUUUUUUUUUUAUCUAAACCAUUUAUUUUUCUGUAGCGUUUCCAAGGUUUUGGUAAUACAAACAAAACCUCUUAUGCAACACACUCAGUUUUGCAUGAUCUUACACACAUUUGCACCAUGUUCUUUUUCCAUUUUUCACAUCUAUGAAAGGACUUCGGCAACAGAAACGAUCCAAAAAGGAUGAU